UCCAAUUUCUUAUCUGUGUCUGCGUUCCUCAUGAAUUUCUUCGCAUCCGUUUUCUCCGACUCCGACAAUGCGCACCAAAACGAAUCGCAAGAGGAAGCCAAUAGCGAUUCCUCGUCGCCGGAGUGCCGUUCCGAUUCCACCGGCGCCGGUGCAUGGGAAAUCGGCGAUCUGUGGAAAAGGCUGAGCGCGAAAUCUGAAUUGAUCAUUGAGACCUACCGUCGCGACUUGCAGGAAUUCGGUACCGGCUUGAAGAAGGAGAUUGAGGUGGCUCAGGGUUCUCUAGAGACGGUGGGCCACGUCAUCGACCAGUUCGGGAACACCGUCGCGAAAGGCACUGCUCACUUUAUAUCUCACGGCAAGGACGCCAUCCCCGUCGAUUCCGGGUCCGAUAGUAAUGUUAAUACCAAAAGCAAGACGGAAAAAAAGAGCUUCAAUUCGAGGCGCUACAGUAGGUUUGAGGCUCAGGUUCGGAUCAUUCAGGGUGACGUUAGUACUUACACCGAAGUGCCUGAGGAUUUAGAUGGGUAUGAGAAGUGGAAAUCGGGGUUUUCCUUGGAAGGGAAGAGCGAGGAAAUGGAAGAGUUGCUGAGAGAGAAUGAGGGUAUGGAGAGUGUUUACAAGAGGAUUGUGCCUAAUGUUGUUGACCGUGAUACGUUUUGGUUUAGGUAUUAUUAUAGAGUUUAUAGGUUUAAAAAAGCUGAGGAUAUGAGGGCGAGGCUCGUGAGGAGAAUGUCGAGGGAGGAGGAGGAGUUGAGCUGGGAUGUUGAAGAUGAUGAUGAGGAGGAGGAGGAGGAGGAGAAUAGUGACGAACAUAAUAAGCGGAAAGAAGGAAAUUCUAAUGGAACAGGGAGAUCGAACGUGGAGCAGAUGUAUAAGUCUUGUGAGGAGGGUUCUAAGGAAGGAAAGAGUGGUGAUUUAUUGCAUAGCAGGGGAACGGGUGAUAAGAAGGAUGAGUCUGUUGAAGAAUCAAAGGUUGAGAGUAGUAGCAAGGAAAUGGGUGAUGGGAGCAAGAAAAAAGAGGACGCAGUGGUUGACACUGGUAACAUGAAUGAUUCUGAUAAGAAAGUGGUCAUGGAACAGAAAAUUGAUAAUGGAAAAGAUUCAUCGGUGGCAAAUACGCACUCUGGGAAUGAGAAUGAGGAGAAGAAGGAGGAGGACCUUGAGUGGGAUGAGAUUGAGGAUCUUAGUGGAAUUGAUGAAGAGAAGGCAAUUCAAACAGGGAGCCCAACCAACGUUGAUUUGCGGAAGCGCCUCAGUACUGCACAACAACAACAAGACUUGAGUUGGGAUAUUGAAGAUGAUGAUAAUGAUAAGCCUGCUAAUGCUAAGGUUUGAGAAAUGUGUAUCACUCUCACGAGAUUUAUACAUGUAAGUAUGGUUUUGAUAACUCGAAGUAACACUCUUUUCCUACUUUUAUAUUUGUAUAGAUUUCUUAGGAUUAUUAUCACUUUCACAUUAUAGAUGUAUGAAAAACAGCUAUUUUUAUUGAUAUGUCAGCUCUCGUUAAUUUUCAUCAUAUGUUUUAUACACAUAUCUUAUAACCCACAAAUCAAUAAUAGUUUGAAGUUCUCUCUGUUCCUUGUACCUUAUUUGUUUCUCAAGGUUUGGCUAAACAUUUCACGUGAUAAACAAGAAACCAAAAGCGAAAAAGGUGACAUUGAGAAGUACAACGUU
Molecule: messenger RNA, 1674 nt
Organism: Vigna radiata var. radiata (mung bean)
Lineage: Eukaryota; Viridiplantae; Streptophyta; Magnoliopsida; Fabales; Fabaceae
Product: BSD domain-containing protein C22A12.14c
Exons: 1
Coding region: 31-1335 (434 amino acids)
Cellular component (GO): cytoplasm
Source: RefSeq, a predicted model, not a curated record